AGUAAUAAAAUGUAAAUCUUUAAAAUUGGUUUACUUCUCCACAUGUGUUUUAUGUUGUAUUUUUAUUGACAGGGCGUCAACAUCGAAGCCUCGUUCUGAAAUGACUCUUGAAGAAUUAGCAAAAAUAGAGGAAGAAGAGUUUAGUACAGGUCCUCUUUCUGUGCUGACACAAUCAGUUAAAAACAAUACGCAAGUACUUAUUAACUGCAGAAACAACAAGAAACUACUGGGACGCGUUAAAGCUUUUGACCGGCACUGUAAUAUGGUCUUAGAAAAUGUAAAAGAAAUGUGGACCGAAGUCCCAAGAACGGGAAAAGGAAAAAAGGGCAAGGCUGUUAACAAAGACAAGUUUAUUUCAAAGAUGUUCUUGAGAGGUGAUUCAGUCAUUUUAGUAUUAAGAAAUCCUCUAGCAACCGCUGCUGGAAAAUAAUAUCUUAGUGUGUUAUUCUUUUCAUGUUUGUGAUUGAUUAGACAUAAUUUUUACCUCAUAACUUUGAUAAAUACACCAAACCCAAGAAACAGUUAACAAUUGAGCUUGAAAUACUGAAGCAAUUUACAUUCUGUACCUAAAAUAAAUAAUUCUUUUGCAAAUUCCU
Diatraea saccharalis (sugarcane borer) is the source of this 596-nucleotide messenger RNA. Lineage: Eukaryota; Metazoa; Arthropoda; Insecta; Lepidoptera; Crambidae. The record is from the annotation of a GenBank genome assembly.